GGUGCUGUUUGGAUGCACAGCUGUAGUCUCCAGCACCUUGCAUGGCUUGGCUUGCAGUGGAAUUCUGUGUCAGUGUUAUUCCCACUGCGCAGAUCGUUAAAGCAACUUUUUCACUUGCCCCACGAGAUGUCGAGAAUGGGAACAGAUGCUCCUGAAUCCAUUUGCCUGUUGGACCUUGAAGUUUUUUUACUUGGGAUGGUGUUCACUAGCAACUUAGAACUGCGAGAGAAGUUUAAUACUCAGCGUGGCACACAUCAACCUCCUUUCUUACCGUUGCUGCUGUGCAAACAGUACUGUACUGAGAAGGAAAGGUCCUGGUGGGAUGCUGUGUGUACUCUCAUGCAGAAAAAAACAAUACCAGACUCGGCAGCCAAACUGAAGCUUCUUGUACAGCAUGGAUUGAGUACUGUGCGAGCCCUGGAGAAACGCGGCCUUCAGCCUGCCUUAAUUAUACACUGGGCAAGAAGCCUGCAAAAAACCAGGCAUUAGCCUCCUACGACCGGAAAGAAUAUGUUGAAAGAAGUGUCUACUACUGGAAGAAAACUUUGUUUAGCUUGAAAACUAUCAAAAAGCGCAGAAGUAUUCCUGAACCUGCUGAUCCUCUCUUCAAGCAUUUCCAUACUGUGGACAUCCAGGUACUGAUGGAUUAUUCAAAGAGGAGAGUAAGAGGGGUUAGAGGAAAAGUAAGUAAGGGGGUAAGUAGUAAGGGGUAAGAGGAAAAAGAUGGCAUGGCUAAAGACUGAAUCCUUUAUUCAUGU
This is a messenger RNA of Lagopus leucura (white-tailed ptarmigan), 758 nucleotides long. Its product is annotated as RANBP2-like and GRIP domain-containing protein 8. Lineage: Eukaryota; Metazoa; Chordata; Aves; Galliformes; Phasianidae. The transcript is spliced from 4 exons. The record is from RefSeq and is a predicted model, not a curated record. The coding region runs from base 13 to 489 and encodes 158 amino acids.